AGUCUUAAGGGCUGCUGCCGUUCUAUAUGGUUCAUCACGUCCACGGUUGGCUGUCCAGGAGUCUACCAAGGCAGCCCAGUGGACGUUUCCGUGGAGCUAUUUGCACAUCUGCACUCUCUGUCAUUGCGAUGGCAUCUUUCUCGGAAAACUGGACUUGUCCUCCGUGUAAUGGACAGAGGCACCAGUUCAGUGAACAGCAUUUUGAACUACAUCUUAUUCAAUAUCGUUCCAACAAUUGCGGACAUUAUUAUCGCUGUGGUAUUCUUCUUCUCGACGUUCAAUUUCUAUUUUGGUGGUAUAGUGCUUGUGACAAUGGUUUUGUACCUUGCAAUGACGAUAUAUGUAACGGAAUGGCGUACGAAAUUCCGUCGAGACAUGAAUGAGAAGGAGAAUGCAAGCAGUGCCAUUGCGACGGACUCCCUGUUGAAUUAUGAGACAGUAAAGUACUACGGCAACGAGAUGUACGAAGUGGAUCGCUUCCGAGUUGCAAUUGAGAGUUGGCUGAAUGGCGCUCCAAUGCAUCCCUUGGCUCUGCUGAACUUUCUACAAAACGGCACCAUCGGUCUCGGAAUGACAGCCGGUUCUAUACUUGUCGCUUACUUAGUCACAGUUGACCACGAGCUCACGGUAGGAGAUUAUGUUCUGUUCACCACAUACAUUCUCCAAUUGUAUUCUCCAUUGAACUUUUUCGGAACAGUGUAUAGAACUAUUCAAAAGUCUUUCAUUGAUAUGGAGAACAUGUUCGACCUAAUGAACGAGGAGGUCGAUGGAUAUCCCAAACGCAAUCGAAUACCAUCCAACAAAUGGACAAAUGUGAAAGAUCUCACAUUUGCCUACAACGAGAACCGAAUAGUGCUGAAUGACAUCUCGUUUGAAGUCGGCAGUGGACAGUCUAUUGCAUUUGUAGGCCCAUCGGGUGGUGGAAAGAGUACGUUGAUUCGUUUGUUGUUCCGUUUAUUCGAUUGCCCCGAGGGAACUAUUUUCUUCGACGGGAAGGAUGUACGACACCUGAAGUUGGUAUCGCUGCGUAAACAAAUUGGAAUUGUACCACAGGAUACAGUACUAUUCAACGAUACGAUACGAUACAAUAUUCGCUUUGGUCGUCCGUCGGCCACAGAUGAGGAGGUCUACGAAGCCGCAAAGGCCGCAAUGAUCCACGAUAAGAUCAUGAGCCUUCCAGAAGGCUAUGAAACGAUGGUUGGUGAGCGAGGAUUAAAGCUGUCUGGUGGUGAGAAACAACGUGUCGCGAUAGCACGGACCAUUCUCAAAAAGCCACAGUUCAUAUUUUUGGACGAGGCGACAUCCGCGCUGGAUACGAAUACUGAACGUGCUAUUCAACGAUGUUUGGAAGAGCUGUGUGCUAGUCGAACGGGCGUCGUGGUCGCCCAUCGAUUGAGCACCAUAGUCAACGUUGACUGUAUUAUGGUACUGCAGAAUGGUCGGAUAGUCGAGCGGGGACGGCAUGCCGAGUUGUUAGCUGCCAAAGGCGUCUACUAUCAGAUGUGGGAAAGUCAGAACGCUAGUCAAAGCGAUGAGUCAAACGCAUAA
Molecule: messenger RNA, 1548 nt
Organism: Ostertagia ostertagi
Lineage: Eukaryota; Metazoa; Nematoda; Chromadorea; Rhabditida; Trichostrongylidae
Source: the annotation of a GenBank genome assembly